GUUCUCCCACACUCCCAGGCAUUUUACCGUCGAGCCGAGGCAUCCAGACUCCUCUACCAGGACAUGGUGAGGAGAGGUGUCCCCGGGACGGCCCGUGCGCUGAAUGACUCCAUCCGCGACUACUGCGACUGCUUCUGUUUAAAGAACGCUGACACCAAGUCCAUCUCUGAAGCCAUCGUUCUUGCAGUGGACAAUUCCGUUCCGAUGCGGUUUGAGUUUGUAGACGGAGACAUCAACUGUGGAGCCUCAACUAAAGUCCUCCAGGAACUGCUGGAGAGACAAGAUACCAAACACGCUCACUUGGGCUUUCUCCUCCACAAGAUACCCUUCCGGACGCACAAUCGCUACCACUUUGACUGCUCCUCGAUCCAGUUCUCCGUCGUGUGCAAGAAGUCGCUCAGGCGGAAGUUGCUCACCACAUUGAUAUCGUACGGAAUGCCAAUCUCGCCACAAGACGUAGCGAGGGCUGUGGAGCUACUCCCGGACACAAAAUCUGGUACUCUCGACGUAAUUGCCGCCAAUUGCAAGGGUUUGCCCAGCGAGAGUCUCUCGUUGGCGUAUGUGGCGGCAGAGCAAUCAAAAAAGCCUCAGCUUUUGGAAUGCCUCAAGAAACGUGGGGCAGCUCCUCCUGUACCGCCUGAGGAGAAGGUCUCUAAGUUCAAGUCGGAGGGAAACGCCUACUACCGCAGUGGCAAGUAUCAAGAAGCCCUGGCCAGGUACUACAGGGCUCUGCCCCUGUGCCAGCAACACAAGCUGGAGGAAGAAGAAGCCCGAAUCAGGGGCAACUGUGCCCAGGCCUGUCUCCUUCUGGAGCUCUAUAGGGAUGCCUUUGACCAUGCCAACGAGUGUCUUCGUCUCGACCCUGAAUCAGCAAAGGGCUACUACCGGAGGGCAGAAGCCCUGAGAAAGAUGCUGGAGAAUCCUGACUGGGGCACCAGAGUCCCCAAUGGAAAGACAUUCUCUGACGUGGUGGAGGACUACUUCCAGUCCCACAGGAAGGCCGAGAACGUAAAGGUCAUCUAUCAGGCCAUAGUGGUGGCCACUAACCAUGACUGCACAAAGAGCCUUCCAAACCUGACCGACGAAGAAGUGGCGUCUGGUCUGGCGACCAGGAUCCUGGUGGAGCUGCUACAGCGAGAAGACAGCCAACAGAAACACUUCUCUGCACUCUUCUUCGCCCUCCUUCCUCCCGAAAGGUUCGAGACCGGCAUCGACCUCUCCUCUCUUCGGGUACCUGCCCUUCUGCAAGAGAAAUCCAUCACCAGUUCCAAGUUGAUCCAGCGGCUAAUAACUCUCGGGAUGAGGGUAAACGAGUCGGACGUGGCCUUGGCCGUGCAGGUCCUCAGGGAACAAAACCACAAGAAGGUUCUGCAGCUGUUGGCAAAGGAGUGCGCCAGGACACGAAAGAGCACCUUCACCUCGGCGUGCCAAGAGGCCAUCAAAGCUAAAAAGCUUGAGUUUGUUUCCUGUCUCAUUGAAAAUGGCGGAGCGCCGGACGUGGAGGACCUGAAGGACCUUACUGGAUGGCCACGAGCUAACGUACACCCUGUUAUUGACAGCUAUCUGCAAGAAAACGCCCGUCCCAAGAAGAGCAGAGCUCCCGAAAGGAGGGAAGAGCCCGAAAAGUGGGAAGAGCCCCCUGCUGGUCUGCCUGAUCGUGCUUCUGCCCUGAUAACAGCAGGCCAUUCACAUUCUAUUGGUGAGGCCCUGCGAAAUGGAGGGAAACCUAGGGCGGCUGAACGCAAGUUUCAAGAAGCACUCGCUGUGUGUGUCGUGUACAGCUUCAAGGAAGAGCUAAAUGAAGUGUGCUACAGUCUGGCUCAACUCUACCUACAGCCCUACAAGCAGUAUGAUACUGCUUAUGACUAUUGCACUAAGGGUCUGAACGAGUAUCCGACAGCAAAGAUGCAUUUCCUGCGAGCUACUGUGCUCCAAGAAGCACUGAGUGCUCCGUUGGUCAGUGUCCCACGCAGUAUCCCUCCGGUGAAUGUUGUAUCUGACUACUGUAGCUGCCACCGAAUGGAGGACAAUGUGAAAGCCCUCACAGAGGCACUUGUUUUUGCCGUUGACAAUCGGUUGUCCUCGAUUCUGAAAGACCGCAAAAAGGAGCCGUUGAUGAGUCGCAGGCACGUCAAGAGUGGUUUCACCACUGACUUACUGCUGAGCCUUCUGAGACACGAAAGAGUCAAGGAAACGCACGUGAAGGUCCUCUUCGAAAUACCUGUACAUCGUGCCAACCCGCCUAUCUUUAACGGUUCAAAAGUACCGGUAUCUUUGCUGAUACGGAAUAGGAUCACCCACACCAAUAUCCUCAACACUCUGUUUGAUUGCGGGAUGACUGCCAGGGAGACAGACGUGAGACUUGCAGUGGAGACCUUGGCUGGCGACAGCGGUACGGUCGCGUUUGAGAUCCUCUGCUCACACGUCCAAGAAGACGUCGCUCUGGAUGGAAUAGGCGUGGUCGCUCUGAAGAACAAGAAAGUCCGGUUUAUCCUCUGCCUGGCAAGGAGGGGAUACAGGCUACCCUGCAGCUCACAAGAGGUCCUAGCUCUAGCUCUUGAAAAGAAUCUCGCCGAUGUUGCCGAGAGCCUUCUUCCGUUUUGCACCCUCCCCGAGGUGGAUCUCGGCGGGCUCAUGAGAUCCAGCAAACACCUGACGAACCACCACCAGCUGAUUGUCAAGAUGGUCGAUGGUGGUGUGAACCCGUGCGGGCUGGGAGACAACAAGCCUCUGGCGGAGACAAUGAAGAUGACAAACGUUGCCAAGAAAGUGGACCUCGUGUGCAUUCUGCUCGAAAGGGGCUGCGACUGUAACCAGUUGUGUGUUGGCAGUGAGUAUGCCACUACUCCAGUUCAUGUUGCCGUCACAAUCGGAGUUGAAGCCAGUGGCAGUACAAGAGUUUUGGAUGCAGUCAUGGCUUCAAAGACAUUCUGCAUGGAAGCCCAUGAUCCAUUCAUUGACAGUAAUGGGAGUACGCCCCUUCAUUUGGCUGUCAAUAAUGUCAAGAAGGAACACAGUCUUAAACUGCUGAAAGCGCUCGUUGAAAAUCACAAAAUCCCAAUAGAUCCAUCCUUGCGCGACAAGUACGGGAAGCGAGUGGCCGAUUUCAUUUCCAGCAGAAAGGACAAGAGGUUGUCUGUGUUAGCCAUAGCAGCAAACAGGGUACAACAGACAGCAAAAGGUAAGAAACAAAAGAAGAAGCAGAGAAACGAUGGAAAACAGAACGAAGAGGGGGCUGCGAAUGGUAGCAGUCCCCAUAUUGAGAAACAGGGUGAAACAAACAGUGGAGUUGCGGAAGUUGAAGCUGCAGUUCCCGUACCAAAGCCGAUGAAAAGACUGGACUCUUACGAGAUUUUAAGUGUCAAUGAAAAGCUGGAGUUUCACCUUAAACUGGUGUUGGGAAAAGGAGGCGAAUACUUCAUAACAGUAGUUGAGAAGCCACCUGAGGUAAUCAGAGAGGUGGAAAAUGGCGGCACCUCAGAGGAAACUGAGUUUCUAGCUGUGCCGUCAAAUGAACCCAGCAGAGCGGCUAGCAAGAGCCCGUCACCUCAACCACUGUCGUCAGACGAUGGAGAGAGUGAAUUGAACACAGUCAUGUCGCGGUAUGGCCUGGAGGAUUUCGACGGCCUCCCGUGGGAAGUCGAAGUGACCAACAACGUCCUCAAGUUCUUCAAGAACGAGAAGGAGCAUCCGUACACUCUGCGGCUCCGAGCGGCCCGGACUGUGUAUGAGCUGGCUGAGGGGAGAAGAGGCAAAGAGCUCUCAAAGGAGCUGAGUAGUCAGUCUUCGAACCUGUUUGAGGCCAAAUUGAGCAAGGGCGGGCGCAUCAUCUGGCAGGUCGCCAUCCAGUUCUCGCCACGGAGGACGGGAGAGCAUCACAAUCCCAUAUAUGCCCAGGUCAUACGGGUCUGGGAGAUUGUCCCCAAUCACGACCAGCUCUCGCAGACAAUCAGACACACUGUCAAACAAAUCGAGCUGUCCGAUGAGAGGGGACAGAAGGCGUUUCUGAACGUGCCACUUGUACCACAGAAAGAGGGAAAGCAGAAGCAGCAGUCAGUUCGAAAACAGGAGAGACUAGAAAUCCCAAAGAUCUUCACUCAGGCAGACGUGGAAAUUUCCGGCGGUGAAAUUGAGAGGUUUACGCCUGCAGCCAGUCCCCGGGAGGACGAGUUCAACGUGACAACAUUCUACUCUUUCUCCGGAGCUGUCCUCAAGAGCAUGUUGACCGGGAGCAAUGCGCGGAGGGAUUUCCCCUUCAAAGAGUGGCCAAAGGAACACGAGAUCAUCAACCUUCCGGAUACAGAGUCGAUACUCCUGCUGGGACGCAGCGGGACCGGGAAGACCACCUGCUGCCUCUACAGGCUGUGGAACGAGUUCAAACUCUAUUGGGACCGUGCAGUUGUCGUGAUGCUCCCCCGCAAGCCCCUCAUGGCUCUUAAGCCACCAAAAGUGAAAGAAGACGAAGAAGAAGAGGUUGAAUUGCGAGAUAAAGACUCUAGUGAGGCGACGGAAGGUGAUGUUGUCACACCAGGUGUUUCCGAUUCCCAACUCGUGAGUCAUACUGUAGCUUCAGUACCAAAAGGAUAUGAUGGAGUAGCAGAUGAGUCACCAGAAGAAGACGAUGAAGAAGAAGAAGAGGAUGAAGAUGAGUCUUAUGAAAGUGGAGAAGAGUCAACUGAAGGUAGCGAAGAGACGCAGUCAACUGAAGAUAGUGAAGAGACGCAGUCUACUGAAGGCAGCGAAGAGACGCAGUCAACCGAAGGCAGCGAAGAAACACAGUCCACUGAAGGUAGCGAAGAAGAGGCCCUUGAGAGUGGUGCAGGAGACAGCCCCAGUGAAAUGGGUGAAAUCGAAGAACAUCUACACCAGGUGUUUGUGACCAAGAACUAUGUGCUCUGUGCCCAGAUGAAGAGGCGGCUCUACGACAUGGCCGCUGCACACGACUUUCUCGACACACACAUGGACUGGGAAUCGAAAGACAUACCCCACUCGUUUGCCGAAAUUGACGAUUUCGCCUACCCUCUCUUCCUAACUGCCCGCCAGUUUUACAUACUCCUGGACAACUCGAUUGGCGACAAGGAGUGCUUUUUCCGUCCCCGGGAGAGUGACGGGAGUCUUCGGGUGAAGAUUGUGAGCUCAGACUACGACCACGAAGAUCCAGACACUCUCCUGGACCUGGAGGACAGCGACGGCGAAGGAGACCAGGUCCCAACUGCUGGAGAUCACCCGGUCCCGUUUGCUCCCACACGACAACCAACACACAAGUACGUCGAGGUCACCUCGCUCUAUUUCACAGAGAAGAUUUGGCCAGAAAUCUCGAGAAAGUGUGGCGUACGCAACCUUGACCCUCUUCUGGUGUGGAUCGAGAUUCAGUCGUUCAUCAAGGGCUCGAGAAAGGCACUCCUGAACUGCUCGGCACUGCUCCCAGACGAGUACCGCCAGAUCGGAAACAAGAUGGCUCCCAACUUUGCCAACGAGCGGGAGACAAUCUACAAACUCUACAAGUGCUACGACGAGUACUGCCAGAACAAGCGACACUCGGUGUUCCUCUUUGACGAGUGUGACUUGGUCCACGACCUACACAGUCGUCUCAGAGCGAUCGAAGACCUCCCCUGGUCCAUCCACAGCCUCUACAUCGACGAGGUCCAAGAUUUCACCCAGGCCGAGCUUGCACUCUACCUCCACUGCUGCCGACAUCCCAACUCCCUCUUCUUCACGGGAGACACGGCCCAGAGCAUCAUGCGAGGUAUAGCGUUUCGGUUCCAAGACCUCCGAUCGUCGUUCCACGCAAUCCACGAGGUCGUACCGCAGGUAAAGGUCCCUCAGCAGCCGCACACUCUCACCAUAAACUUCCGCUCGCACUCUGGCAUCCUUCAACUGGCCGGGAGCAUCAUUGACCUCCUCCAGAUGUUCUUCAAGGGCUCCAUCGACCACCUACCCGCCGACAAGGGAAUGUUCUCCGGUCCGACGCCGGUAGUGUUGGCCUCGUGCGAGGAGAGCGACCUGGCUCUCCUGUUGAGCAGCAAUCGGAGAGAGAGCUCGCGGAUCGAGUUUGGAGCACACCAAGUGGUGCUCGUGCAGUCAAAGGAGGCCAAGGAGAAGCUCCCGACCAUCCUAAAGGGAGCCAUUGUUCUCACUAUAUUCGAGUCUAAAGGACUCGAGUUUGACGAUGUACUCCUCUACAACUUCUUUCAUGACUCCAUGGUUGAUGAAAAGGGAUGGAGAGUGGUAACUGCAUAUCUCGAGGAGCACACCGAGUGUAUCAAGGUAAAAGGGCGACUCCCUGGUUCGAGCACCGAUCCACGCAGCCACAGAUUCGACGAGAGACACCACAAGGCCCUCAACUCUGAGCUAAAAUAUCUCUACACUGCCGUCACUCGGGCCAAGUGCAACCUGUGGAUCUACGACUCCAACCACAAGAAGAGACUCCCGAUGUUUGACCUGUGGUACAAACGAGGCCUAGUGAAAGUCGUAGGAGACAAUCUGGCCGGAGUGGAGAGCCAGCACAGCUUGAUCUUUGCAUCGAUAUCGAAGCCUCACCAGUGGAAGGUCCAGGGAGAUUAUUUCAUGCGGCGCUCGCGCUGGGAACAGGCAAAGCAUUGCUACGACAGGGCCGGGCCCGAGAAUGUGUAUCUGUCUGUAGAAGCCAGUGCUAGGUUUGUGGUUCAGCAGGCAUCUAAACUGGUGAAGCCCCAGCUCUAUCUUCAGGCAGCCGUGGAUUUCCUCCGCAGGGACCAGCUGGUGCACAGUGUCCAGUGUAUCCUGUUUGCAGCUCAGUGCCUCAGGAGAGCCAAGCCUCAGAGGUUUUCAUCUGCUGCAGUUCUGUUUGAGCGUCUGGGGAAGUAUGGUGAGGCUCUCAAAUGUUACAGGAAGAUCAAAGACACGAAGAACUGUGUCCGACUUCUCGAAAGAGAGAAUCGCUACGACGAGGCAGUCAGAAUGUUCCGUGCCCCAAAAGAAGCACUGGCCAAAGCCGUGGAAUACACUUCCAAGGGGAUUGAACUGUCCCACGACUUACUACCAGACAAUCUGUCGUACGUGUACGCUUCCCAGUGUGCCAAACGUAAGGACAAGUCGACACUGAUAGAAAUGCUGGGUUACAUGUCCGCCGACGCCAGCAGAAAGGCACGAUUCUUGAAGAUUGGUGGAUUUUACAGCGAGGCUUUAAAGGAAUACGUCAACAGUGAUGAACUGGACAGUGCCUACCAUCUGGCCUCUGGUCGGUGCAUGUUUUCAGAAGGCAGAGAAAUAGCCAAAACUCACGAGGACUCAAGGAAGGAGGCAGAAUUUGUAUUCCACCACAUUCACGCCGAGCUCUUGAAGAGAAGAGAAAAGGCUAGCCCAUCUUUCCCUUCUAUGAAAUUUGAAAGAGAUGUGCUAAAAUUUAAAAAUUCAGGUGACCCAAUGACCAAAGCACAAGCAUGUCUGCUAUGGGGAAUAGCGACUAAAGAUGUUGGACCCUGCAGGUUUGCUCACGGGAUCUUUGUUCGCUUGAACAAGGCUGCCGCACUACAGGCUUUUGAUGCCCUCACUUCACUUGUCAAAGAUCAUAAUAGACCUAAUCAUGACCAAGUGCUUACUGCAUGUACAAAUGCAAAAGAUCUGCAACAUGCACUGGAAACAAUGGAUGAUCUGAACCAGUUGGUGAAGCAGGCCACUUCAUUUUACGGCUUGCAAAAAGUGCGCGACGUCUAUCUGACACCUCCCAACCAUAAUGUGUGGGUAAGUGUGAAGCUAAGGACGCAGUGUCUCAUCAAGAAUGAUGAGGAGAAGGACAUUGAUGGUUGGUUCAGACUGAAUGUGUCUGCCACCAGGGAAGUUCUGGCAGCCCAUGUUGGCUCUUUCAUUACCAAGUGGCUUGAUGCAUAUGCUACAGAAAUAACCAUAAAGAGAAAAGUAGAGGGGUUCAAACUUCAUCAAGAUAUACAAAAGAAAAAAUUCUUACUGCAUCACUAUACCAACAAUGAAGUGUCUGCCCUGUCACUAACAGUGUAUAUGGAAAGCUUAGUGGGCCUAUGUAGACUUGGUGUAGUCCUAGCUAGUAAGAAAACGUGUGACAUGGCAGUCUCUACACUGCAGGCAAUAUUCUCCCCUCAAGUUUCGAUCAGCCUUCUACUCACCAAACAGCACGUAGUAGUUUUGCGUAAGGCUACAUCAAUACACAAGUCCUUUCAUGCAACCAUCAAGGCCCAUCUAGAUCCCUGUAAUCUCAACCGCAUGGACGAGUGGUUCUCAGCCUGGAGGGCCUGCUGCCUCACUGACGGCACAUUGCCAGUAGACACUACUGUACAGAAGCUUGAAAACAUGGUUAACCACCAAUUCAAAAACGGGUCAGCUUCAUCUGCUCGUUCAGACCCUUGUGGAUUCUGGAGGAGAGACGGCAGCUUCCAGGCACCUCCUGCUUACUUGUACUGGAAGCUUGAAGAUCAGUACUACCAUGUUUUCAGUAUGUGGUUGUACUCGUGCACUCUUAUUAAGGAGGCGAGGAAACCUAUUUGGGCAGCGAGGCAGGCCAUCUAUCAUUUCCUUGGUACAAUCAGUCAGAGAAAGUCCCUCUCUAUAUCGGUCAUGAACCUUGUCCACGUCCUCAUCGUCCACUGUACGGGGCUGUUUGCUAUGCUUACCCAACUUAAUCACCACCAGGGAAUGAGAUUGGCCAAAUUUGUCAUCCCCGUACCAUACCCAGCAUGUGUAGACCUGUUUGACUGGCUCAACUGUAAAGACAGGGAAUGCACCAUGUUUUCUGCAUGUACUGCAAAAGUGACGCAAUCCCUCAAACGGGGAACACCUCACCUUCUUCACGACGAUUGUGUCAAACUACUGGACACAGCACUAUCCAUACUAUUGGGUAAUUACAGAAAAGACAACACUCUUCCUAAGGAGGAACAGACGAGUUUCAGAGUUUUAAAGUAUGCCUUUAGAAACGAGAAAGUGGUGAGCAGUGGAGCUGCCCGGCACUGUUUGGUACUGGCUCUGACUCUCUUUGCAAAUCUGGUUCCUUACCAGCCGCAGUACAAGUGUGAAACAAGGAAAAGGGAGUUUGUGUCGUUUUUUGAGGAGGUAUCAAAUCAAGAAAAGGCACCUGAUUACGUGAAGGAUGGGGCCAGUGUCUUCCAGGCCCCUUCAGCGGAGAUGUUGAAAUCAGUUUAUCAAUACGUGGGCAGGUUGUUGAGCAAAGUAUGUGCCAAGGGAACACCAACACAGUCAUUGAUGAUGUUCAGUGACAAAGGGAAGGUUACUUAUGCUCCUCUGCCAUCGGGGGAUGCUUCCACCGCAGGAGUGACUCUGCAACAGCUCCAAUCAGCACCCAAAGUUUUCAGUGCUCCUCCCCCAGGCUUGGCCAAAACAGACCUAACAGGGAAGGGUAUAUCAAUCUUACAGUCUCCAGCCGAGCGAUCACCAGGGCGGGGCGGACAGCCACCGUUUCAGCCUGCAACUACAGCUGCCCCACCAGCCGGUCACCCAGGGGUGACAGUCGAGCGUAUGUGGCAGAAUCUUCCUCCAGUUCUGGACAAUCUCCUCCACCCGCCAAGCACUCAGACACAAAUGACUACCUUUGGACAACACGAGCAGCCGUUGGCACAAACCUCUUGGGACUAUAACCAGUACCAGGUGACCGAUCCCCUCUUGUACCAGCAGAACAGCGUGCAGCAGUUGACAUACACUCCUCUGCCUCAGCACACUAGUAUAUUUCCACCCUCACAGGUAUUUGACCAGCAUGUACAGCAGCAGCAGCACUCGGGUCCCCUUACUGUACCAUUUGAAGCUUCCCUUCAGCCACAGUCACGACCACAAUGGGAUCUCUCUUCCUAUGAUCCCCUACUAGGGACAGGGGGACUCACUCAUCAGCAUGGAGAUGGUGGGCAAAGUGACGAACUCCCCUGGCCUGAUUUGAGUAGUUCACUUCCCAGGCUGUACUAUCCUCCGUUGAUUCAGCAGCAGCCAUCUUUGGAUCCAUAUGGUCCUCUACCACAAUACUCUUCCACCAUGCCCUCUAACUUUGACUGGGAUCCCCUUGCCACCCAACAGAACCUGUCAGAACCCAGCAUUUACUAUGGAAGUCAAUACACCACACCCCAUGCAUCAUACGACACUCCGCUUUCUAAUACUACUGCUGCCGUCCCCUUGCACAUUGAGCUAGCCUCUCAGCUGAAUGAGAGUGUUAGUGUGACACCGCCACCAAGCUCACCGUAUGUUCCACCACCCACACAGUCUCUUUCGGUGCUACCACCAGCAACAAAAGAAAUUCCCCCUCAGAACGGAGAAGCUAACUCACACCAGAUUCGAACAGUACCUCUCUCUGAAGUCUAUGACGCCAACUUCCAGCCAUCAAUGACAGAGCAGUCUCAGAACCCUGAUGCUCCACAGCCUACAAUGACUGCUUUCAAUGAAGCUAUUUAUCACCAAAAAUAUGUCCAAACCGAAGCACAGGACGAAGGAAACGUGCUGUUCCCAGAACAUGUACCAGUGGAAGAGCACGAGAAAGAAAUUGUUGCUGAACGUGAACCACCAGAGACGGAAGAAACUCUGAAAGACGAAGAAGAAGAAGAAGAAGAAGAAGGCUUUGGAGAAAUGGAUGAAGAAGACAAAGCUCUGGGGAUGUCGGCCCUCCGAAGGCCAGUGUCGCCUCAUCUUCCUGAAGUCGAUCCCCAUCUCAUCGACUCAAGCAUAGUCACCGAAGAGUUCUGCAACAUAUGUGGCAUGGCUCUGAUGUCAAAGCAUGCUGCUGAGGAGAGCAAAGAAGCGAACGAAGAAGAAGACAGCUCCGACAACGUCAUGGAGCCUUAUGACUCCCACGUGCGCGGCACUACUCACUCCCGGAAUUACACUCUUCACAAGAGCUUCAAGGAAAAGUUGGACGAAUGUUAUACGGUGAUGGUGGAUGAACUAUGUUCCUUGCGUUACAAGUGCGAAGAGAUGCAGGCCCCCUCUCUCACCAGGCUUACUGACGACAUACACGACACCCUGGAUAAGUACGACAGGAAGAUGGCCGAGCGCCAGACCAACUUGAGCUGGAGAAUGGGACUAACCCUCAUCGAUACGGCCACUGACGAGUUUCAAAGUCUCCUGGCUAGAGGAAACAAACAAUACGAGCAGUUUAAGUCUGAGAAUCCUCGGAUGAGUGAUCCGAGGCCAAGAAGGGGUGGCGGGGGAGGCGAUAAUGCAGCGGGUGGGGACAGUGACACAGAGUUCCAUGAAGAGAUGAACAGGACAGUUGGCGAGAUGGAAGAUGAUGAUUUACUGACACUGCGAAGUGAGACUAGCAAGCUCGAAUCACGAACCCGCAAGAAAGUAAAGAAAAGAAAGCGGUGACACUUUGUAACAUGAACUAUGUCGUAAUCUAUACUAUACAUGCAUAUUGUGUUGUGUUCUGAUUGUUACAGUCAUAUAUAUAUCAAACCCAGUGUGUUGUGCUUUGUGUGUAUCAACUAUGAAUGUUGUUUGAAACAAUAUUUGAUGUGACACGAUUAGCAGCUAUAGAAUGUACAUCAGAUAUUGGCCAAUGUUGCCCUAUUAUACUGGUAUAAAUGCAUUCUUCCAACAAUACAAAAUAUUAAAUCUGUUUCAACAAACGGCGCAGAAUCUUCCCAGAAGCAGACUUCGGAAUGGCAUCAACAAACUCCACCCCUCCUACGAGAUGCUUGUGUUUGGCCACCCUCCCAGCGACGUACUCCUCAACCUCUCUCUCCCGGAGACUAGAGUUUUUCUUCACGACGUAGGCUCUCGGAGCCUCUCCCAGUCUCUCGUUGGCCACUCCGAUGACUGCCGCAUCGGCGAUCUUCUCGUGGGUCACCAGGAGAGCUUCCAGCUCUGCCGGGGCCACCUGCAGACCCUUCACCUUGAUCAGCUCCUUGAGUCGGUCUGUGAUGUAGAACCAGCCGUCCUCGUCAAAGUGGCCAAUGUCCCCGGUACGAAACCACCCAUCGUCAGUGAUGCAGUUCCUGGUGGCGUCCGGGAGAUUGAGGUAGCCUUUCAUGACGUUGGGACCUCUGAUCCAAAUCUCUCCUUCUUCUCCGGUCGACCGGGUCUCGUUGGUUUCAGGGUCCACCACUUUUACAUCGGUACUUUUGACCGGAACUCCAAUGGACUGCGGUUUCUCCUUGCUGAGUGAGGCAGGAACCAUGUGUGUCACGGGACUUGUUUCUGUGAGUCCGUAUGCCUGCCUAAUGACAUCACACUUUAAUCUGGCUCGAGCAGCCUCAACCAAAUCCCCACCCAGUGGGGCAGCCCCCGAGGUUAUUUGCCUAAUGCAAGACAGGUCGUAGUCAUCCACCAUGGGAUGCUUGGCAAGGAAAAUGAUGAGGGGAGGAACUAUGUUGACAAUGUCUGUCUUAUAUUUGGAGAUUGCAUUGAGGAAGAGCUCGGGCUCAAACCUUGGCAAGGAGACAACCUUGCUGCCUGCAUACAGUGACGAGAAGAGGACUACAACCAUCCCAUAGAUGUGAAAGAAAGGUAACACGCCAAGAAGUGUGGUACCCUCUUCAAAAUAAUACUGCAGUUCUGGAUGCUCUAGUUGGAGAAUGUUAGCACCGACGUUGUAGUGCGUCAAAACUACACCUUUUGGUAGACCACUAGUCCCACUAGAAUACGGUAAAACUGCUAUGUCGCGCUUGGCAUCUACAGAGACCGGGUUGAAGAGAAGAACCACUAUCCUCCAGAAGAUGACUGUAGGAAAUCAGAUUGGAGCCCCUCGGGCCACCUUCCCCUUCACUUCCAACCACAAUGAUUCUUUCCACCCCGGCCUUCUCCGCAGCCUCCUGGACGGUGGGCAGAAUAGCAGGGACGGUGGCAAUCACGUCGGUGGCCGAGUUCUCGAACUGGUAGGCCAGCUCAUGUGCAGUGUAGGUGGGAUUGACGGUACUCACCGUCCCGCCUGAGGCCAGAGCUCCGAAGAACACAGAGCAAUAAUCGGGGACGUUAGGAGAGCAGAUGGAGAGGACGUUACCUUUGGAGAAGCCCAUGCGGUUGAGGGCCGAAGAGAACUUGGACGUGUUCUCGUCCACCUCGUUGUACGUGUACUCCCUACCAGUCACCCCGUCCACUACGGCCACUCGGGGGCCGUACUUGGAGAAGUCUCUGAAGACGUGCGAGUAGAGGUUGAGCUCCGGGUAGGUCGCUGCUUCGAACGGACAACUCACCACAUUAUCGCUGCUAAUCGGUGCUCUAAUAGCGGUGGAAGACAGCAGUGAGGGCGAGUUGGACAGGCAGCGCUGGCCAACGGAAGGGCGAAACAGGAGAAUGGACGUGCGCUUGCAGAGCAUCAACGCAGCAGCCAUAGUUAGACGGAACCAACGCAGGUCCAGGUUCGUGCGUGAGGACCCGCCUCACAAUGGAGGCCCG
Messenger RNA from Geodia barretti, 13341 nucleotides. The record is from the annotation of a GenBank genome assembly. NCBI's taxonomy places the organism in Eukaryota, Metazoa, Porifera, Demospongiae, Tetractinellida, Geodiidae.